Haliotis rubra (blacklip abalone) is the source of this 2787-nucleotide messenger RNA. RefSeq names its product peroxisomal sarcosine oxidase-like. Gene Ontology annotation, cellular component: peroxisome. The record is from RefSeq and is a predicted model, not a curated record. Gene Ontology annotation, molecular function: L-pipecolate oxidase activity; flavin adenine dinucleotide binding; sarcosine oxidase activity. Bases 177 to 1328 code for a protein of 383 amino acids. NCBI's taxonomy places the organism in Eukaryota, Metazoa, Mollusca, Gastropoda, Lepetellida, Haliotidae. The transcript has 9 exons.
CAUAAGUAUGUCAUUGAGAAAACAGCCUUGACCCGGCGUCAGACGAUCGGGGCAGUUUCCACAGCGACACUGCAUGACACUUCUCGCAGGGCUCGUGGACAUCCGAGACUACACAGCUGGUCAAAUCCUGCUGCGAAAGAGAAAAAAGAAAAGGCUGUGUACACUCCAAAUCCAAAAUGGCCGAGCAAGCGUAUGACGUCAUUGUGAUAGGUUCGGGAGUGAUGGGGUCUUCCACGGCUUACAGUCUCGCCAAGAAGGGAAAGAAGACCCUCAUCCUGGAGCAGUUCCCCGUCCUCCACUCCCGUGGUAGUUCCCAUGGCCUCAGUCGCAUCACCAGACUCGCCUACAGGGAACAGUACUACACCGACAUGAUGGUGGACGCCUUUAAGAUGGUGGCGGAGCUGGAGAGAGAGACAGGAACAGAACUGUUGAUAAACUGUGGUACUCUAAGUAUUGGUCCUGAGAACGAUGAUUACCUACGUGACGUCGAGAAGGCUCUGAACAGGGUGGGUGCUGCGGUCGAUGCCCUCACCAACGAUCAGAUGAGGAAGAGGUACCCCAUGUUGUCGUACCCACAGAACUAUGUCGGGUUGUUGGAUCGGAAAGGGGGACUUCUGAAGGCGGACUGCAUACUGAGGGCUUUGCAGACGGUGUUCCGCCAGCGAGGCGGUGAAAUACGUGACUGUGAGCCUGUGAUGGCCAUCCACCCCGGGGCAACAGUGACGGUGACGACGUCCAAAGGGACGUACCGGGCUGCUAGUGUUGUCGUUGCUGCAGGUUCCUGGGCAGACAAGAUUCUCCGCCCACUUGGACUCAAUCUGCCCGUCACGAUACAGAGAGUGACAGUGUGUUACUGCAAGGAACUGCAUCCAGAUAGCCACUCCGCCCAGCAUCUUCCCUGCUACAUUGAGCACAACGGGAGUCCCCCUUACGACAUGUGGGGGCUGCCAAGCUACGAAUAUCCUGGUUAUGCAAAGAUAGCAUUGCACACGGGCCCCGAGAUCUCGCCCGAAACACGAGACCAGCCAGACGGGAAGUGGGUCACCGAUCGAGUCACGGCAUAUGUAAAGGAACAUUUCCCAGGCCUGGAGCCCACGCCAUCUAUCACAGAACAGUGUAUAUACACGGUGACUCCUGAUGAAGACUUCAUCAUUGACCAACACCCCCAGCACCACAACAUCAUCGUUGCAGCCGGAUUCUCAGGCCAUGGCUUCAAACUGGCGCCAGUCGUAGGAGACGCUCUCAGCGACAUGGCUGUCGGCCGGGUUCCGAAAUACGACAUGAAGCCAUUCAAGAUAGCCCGGUUCAAGACGGCUGCGAGACUAUAGCACUAUGCGUGUAUGCAUUAAGUACCGACCAACUGUAGACCGCUAUAUCGUAUUUCAUCGAGUCGCGUUAUGCAAUACAUAUGCAUAGCGUUACAAUAUUCAGUACAUGAGUAGAUGCAAUGACACCACAAUGGGUGCGAAAGCUUAACCAUUGGCAGUUUAAAUUAUUUUAUUUCAAACCAAAUUUCUCAUUUCAAUAUUUUGUUUAUUUGUUUCGAUCUUUCGAGUUUAAUCUCGUUACUUUGAUUACAUUUUCGAAAAUCGAUUUUUUUUUUGUUAUUUCAAGUUUAUUACAAGAACUUAGGAUUUCAAUGUUUUUCUUAUUGCUUUCACUUUUGUCUCGUCAUUUUAAUUGUUAUUUCGAAAUGCCGGGUUUUUUUGCGUUUCCUUAAUUACUUUCUCGUUUUUUCGAUUACUUUCACACAUAUUCAGGUCUAUGUCAAUAAAUUAUCGGAAUUACGAAAAACAUAGUCCUGUAAUAUUGUUUUUGAAAUUCAAGUACAUGUAAUUGAAAUAACGAGAAAUUGUGGGAUAAAAAAUAUAGUUUAUACCACCAAAGUAAAAAUAUAAUUUAUGCUACCAAAGUGGCACCAUUAGGCCUUGGGGGAUGGUAGAUUAUUUCAACUGAUUAACAAAGAUUUUCCAUGUAUUGUACCACUGACUCAAACUUUCAUUCUGUCCAUCGCAUCAACGGUUACAGCUUAACCAUUCUAAGACGGCCGCCAUGCUUUCAUUAUUUCAGAGUAUUAUGAGAACCCUUUGGAAUCAUAGAUGACUUUAAAUUUUAAAUUUAAGUUUAAGUUUUAAAUUUCUCGGUUGAUACAUACAUGCAUGGACGCGUAUUAGUUACUAAAUAUUAGUAUCAGCUACGUUGAUGUACGUAUAAUCUUCGUAGAUGAAGGUAUCGCCUUCGUAGAUGUAAAUAUCUUUCAAAUAGAUAUGGGCGGUUGGGUAGCCCAUUGGUUAAAGCGUUCGCUCGUCGCACCGAAGAAACGGGUUCGAUUCCCCACAUGGGUGCAAUGUAUGAAGCCCAUUUCUGAUGUCCCCCGCCGUGAUACAGCUGGAAUAUUGCUAAAUGCGGCGUAAAACAUGAAUCACUCACUUCAAGUAAAUAUUAGUAUCAGCUACGUAGAUGUAAGUAUCAGCUACGUAGAUGAAGGUAUCGCCUUCGUAGAUGAAGGUAUCGCCUUUGUAGAUGUAUGUAUCUUUCAAGUAGAUAUUAGUAUCAGCUACGUCGAUGUAAGUAUAAUCUACGUAGAUGAAAGUGUCUUCUACGUUGAUUAAGGCACAAAUACGCUUAUUCAGAUACAUUAUAAUUCAAGCUGUCAACAUUUUUAUGACCUAAAGGAGGAAUUAAGAACUUGACCUUGUUUAUGUUCAAUGACAGCUGGAGGGAGAACAAUGUCUUCACUUUGCCAUCACAGCUACUAGCGAUGGAUAUUAAAUAAUCUCUACUAAA